This is a messenger RNA of Myxocyprinus asiaticus (Chinese sucker), 4083 nucleotides long. RefSeq names its product protein brambleberry-like. The coding region runs from base 84 to 1919 and encodes 611 amino acids. NCBI's taxonomy places the organism in Eukaryota, Metazoa, Chordata, Actinopteri, Cypriniformes, Catostomidae. The record is from RefSeq and is a predicted model, not a curated record. The transcript has 12 exons.
ACUGUAUUACCUCUUUUUGGGCUUAAUGAAGCUAGAUGAAUAUAUCUUAUCUUUUUCCUCUGUUCUGAGGGUCAUUGUUGAGUAUGGGUCUGUGGUUGCUGCUGUUGUGGGUGUUGAGUAUACAGUACUGUCCGGUGGAUACUUUCUUUGACUGGCUGAAGAACCCCGCACCAGCUCCUUCCCCUCCACAAGAACCCAUCAUACCUGUUCUGAUACGAGGAGACGCCCCACCCUUUGAAAUGAGUGUUGCUGAUGAAAAGUUUCUGGCUGAGGCGAAGCAGGUGGAACUCAGUCCUCUGGACAGCUGCCAUUUUCGGGUUGUUGCUCAGCUGAAAGCAACUUGCAGUGGCCUAUCAGAGGAGCAGCUGGCCAAACUGGGUGUGGCUUUGUUUAACUGCCAAUCAGAUGUGGAGGGUCGCAGAACUUACCCUUGUACUGAAGAAAUGACUAUUAAAGAGUGCACAGUAGACAUGGACUCCGACACAUGGAAUGCAUAUCAUAUUGUCAGUAAUAGAGCACGCUCUGUGUGUUACGCUACACGCCAGCAGCACUUCCGCAGACGCGCAGAAUUAACCGUAAACAGCCUGAUCUCCACUGCAACUAGUCAACUGGAUGCCAUGAAAGAUCUAAAGGAAGGUCAGAAAGAACUGAGGGAGAUUACUGCUGCCUCACUAGACAAGCUGCUGGAGGGUCACAGUGCUCUGCAGAUCCAGCAGGGGGUGCUGAAGGAAGGACAAGAGCAGCUGGACACUUCGAUCAGUGAGAAUUUGCAGAGACUUGCGCAAGAGAAAGCUCUCAUAAGCACUGGGCAGCAGCUGGUGGCACAGCUAAUUCAGGGCAUCACACAGAGAAUGGAGAAUGUUAGUGGCCAGCUGAAGGAUCAGGCUGCAGAAGUUCAGGACGGACAUCAGGCUAUUCUCGAUGACCUUGCUGUGGUCCGAGGAAGUGCUCAGGACAUAUACGAAAAAAUGGAGCGAAAUGUGAACGGUUUCCUGCAGCAGCAGAACACUACGGCUCAGUUUUACUCUGAGCUCAUGAGUAAACUGGAGCGUAUGAAUGGGACACUGGGGUACAUGCUGAUGUAUUUGGACAACAUGCAGAAUCGACUGGAGGACAGACUGCAAGUCAUCCAAGGCUAUCUCGGAUGGGCAGGCCUGAGCUUGCGUGCUCUGUGGACGUGUGUGAUGCAUACUGGUUACUUCGUGUUGUCCGCGGUGCUACUGUCGUUCCUGCAAUGCACCACAUUCUCCCGCGUCUCUCUGCUCCUCACUGUGCCAAUCAAUGCAAUCGCAGAGAUCAACCAGCAGUCGGCACUUGACCUGGUCUCACUCACUCUACUGUUGUUCACACUUUCACUAGGUCGCUGGUUUUUGCUGCAGGUGAUGAGGGUGUUAUCCAAAAUUAAGGGUCUGACCUGCAGCCCUCCCUCUCUCCCUAUAGGCCCUCCUAAAGAGAAGACACCUGAAAGAGAGAGAAAAUCAACUGUGUGCUGCCCAGCAUCAUCCUCCACUCCUGUACAAAAUGACCCAGACUGUGAUUUGGAGGUGGAGAGCUUCAUGUUGGGUGAUCCAUGCAUACUGGCUGCGUCCCCGUCCCAGCCUCACGGCCCACAGAAGUUUACUCGUCACACUUUUGGCACGCCGAACCAUUCAACCCCCAUACUCAAGAAUCGCCACAGCAUUGGAGGAGCAGUGUUGGAGAAUGUUCCUCAGAGGAACCUGGGAGGUGUGUUAGAGAUAAUUAACCACUCGCAAAGCUCAAGUCCCAACCAUUCUCUCGCCAGCAACAGCUCAUUUUCAGGUCGUCCUCUGUGCAGCGGUACCACCAGACUGGGUCAGCCAUGUAAGAAGAGGGCUGUGGUAGGUCAGGACUUCUGCAGGGUACAUGAAGGUGGCUACACAUCCUACAGUCGUCUAUGAAAUGGAUUUCUCUUCUGCUCAGUUGCUAAACUUUCUGUUUUCAGAAGGAUUAACACUAUAUAUUGACAGCUACAGCACUUUUUUUUUUAAACUAUUUAAUCUCUGUGAUAUCUGUGUUUUUGGUCAUGGAGUUUUUAUAGCAUGUUUAUUGCAGUGCCGUUUUUAUGUAAUCUGCAUCAAUUAUAAUAAAUGAAAUGAAAAUUUUUGAUUUCUUUUCAAGAAUACGGUCUCAUCUCAAGAAUUUGAAGUGUUAAACUGGUGCAUGUGCUGGUUUGCAAACACUGAUUUUUACUUGCUAUUAUUAAACUUGCAUUAUAUUUCUUGGAAACAUUAAAAGGUAUUGUUUGGGAAAACAUUUUGUGGUUUUGUGGAUAGCUGAAUCUUUGCUGAUGAGCCAAAACAUUAUGACCACUCACCGGUGACGUGAAUAAUGUUGAUCAUCUCCUAACAAGGCCACAUGUCAUGGUCUGGGUAGAUUAGAUGGUAAGGGAACAAUCAGUUCUCAUUGUCAACAUGUUGAAUGCAGGAGCAAUGGGCAGGAUUAAAGACCUGAGUGACUUUGACAAGGACCAAAUUGUUAUGGCCAGACAACUGGGUCAGAGCAUCUCUGAAACGGCAAGGCUUGUGGGGUGUUCCUGGUCAGCAGUGGUGAGUACUUGCCGACAGUGGUCCGAGGAGGGACAAACCACAAACUGGUGACAGGAUGUUGGGUGCCCAAGGCUCAUUGAUACGUGAGGGCAACAAAGGAUCUCAUCUGGUCUGAAAUGAUAUAAGGUCUUCUGUGGCACAAGUCACAGAAAAUUAUAAUAAUGGUUACGGGAGGAAUGUGUCACAACACACAGUGCAUCGCACCCUGCUGUGUAUAGGGCUGCGUAGCCGUAGACCAGUCAGAGUGCCCAGACUGGUCAGAAAGCACCUACAAUGGGCGUUUGUGUUGGAACUGGACCUUGGGACAGUAGAAGAAGGUCGCCUGGUCCGAUGAGUCCCGUUUUCUUUUACAUCACAUGGACGGCUGUGUACGUGUGCACCGCUUUCCUACAGUGCAUCCGGAAAGUAUUCACAGCACUUCACUUUUUCCACAUUUUGUUAUGUUACAGCCUUAUUCCAAAAUGGAUGAAAUUAAUUAUUUUCCUCAAAAUUCUACAAACAAUACCCCAUAAUGACUUUGAGAGUGAAAGAAGUUUGUUUGAAAUCUUUGUAAAUUUAUUAAAAAUAACAAAUGAAAAAAAUCACAUGUACAGAGAUAUGCACAGCCUUUACCAUAACACUCAAAAUUGAGCUCAGGUGCAUCCUGUUUCCACUGAUCAUCCUUGAGAUGUUUCUACAACUUGAUUGGAGUCCACCUGUAGUAAAUUCAGUUGAUUGGACAUGAUUUGGAAAGGCACACACACCUGUCUAUAUAAGGUCCCACAGUUGACCGUGCAUGUUGGAGCACAAACUAAGCCAUGAAGUCCAAGGAGUUGUCUGUAGACCUCUGAGACAGGAUUGUAUCGAGGCACAGAUCUGGGGAAGGGUACAGAAUAAUUUCUGCAGCAUUGAAGGUCCCAAUGAGCACAGUGGCCUCCAUCAUCUGUUAAUGGAAGAAGUUUGGAACCACCAGGACUCUUCCUAGAGCUGGCCGCCUGGCCAAACUGAGCGAUCGGGGGAGAAAGGCCUUAGUCAGGGAGGUGACCAAGAACCCGAUGGUCACUCUGACAGAGCUCCAGCAUUUCUCUGUGGAGAGAGGAGAACCUUCCAGAAGAACAACCAUCUUUGCAGCACUCCACCAAUCAGGCCUGUAUGGUAGAGUGGCCAGAUGGAAGUCACUCCUCAGUAAAAGGCACAUGACAGCCCGCCUGGAGUUUGCCAAAAUGCACCUGAAGGACUCUCAGACCAUGAGAAACAAAGAUUGAACUGGCAGUGGCCUUUUUCAGCAGGAUAAUGCGCCCUGCCACACUGCACACAUUGUUCGGGAAUGGUUUGAGGAACAUGAUGAAGAGUUCAAGGUGUUGCCCUGGCCUCCAGUUUCCCCAGACCUCAAUCCGAGUGAGCAUCUUUGGGAUAUGCUGAACCAACAAGUCUGAUCCACGGCAGCUCCACCUCGCAACUUGAAGGAUCUGCUGUUAAUGUCUUGGUGCCAGAUACCACAGGACACCUUCAGGGGUCUUGUAGAGUCCACGGGUCA